AUGGCCCAGUCAUACGUUCUGAACGAUGUUCAGACACCAUCAACGUCCUCGUCGGCGAAAGAUAGUGGGACGGCGGGACACGAGCACAGAGAGAAUUUGGAUGUUAUCCGAACGAUAUCCAGGGUUCCAGGAAACACUCAUUACUAUGAGAAGGAUGGACUGAGAACCUAUGGCGAUGGCGAAGCCCAUGAUGUAGAGCCACCGAUGACUUUCAAGCGUAUCAUGUCUUUGAUAGCUAUGGCAUUUCUGUGGACUGGCUCCCAAAUACCCUUAUACCUGUUCGGUGGAAUACCUCCUUUGAUCUACCGUGACAUAGGCGGAACCGAUCGCUGGGUGUGGUUCGUACUUGGUAACCUUUUGGCACUAGCAGCAGUCUGUCCCUUCGUGGGUGCCAUAUCAGAUCUCAUCGGUCGAAGAUAUGUAGCUCUUACAGGAGCUGGGUUUAUCGUCCUUGGAAUGAUAGUCUGCUCUACCGCACACAGCAUGAACACCUUCAUCGCUGGAAUGGCACUAGCAGGCGUUGGGGCGGGUAUCAACGAACUCACAGCUCUGGCUGCAACAUCCGAACUUGCACCUACUGCAAAGCGAGGAAAAUAUGUCGCCGUUCUUAUCUUCAGUAUUCUUCCUUUCUGCCCAUCAGUCCUAUGGGCUCAACUCAUCGCCAAGCACUCAUCCUGGCGCUAUGUUGGGCUGCUUUGUGGUGUUUGGAGCGCUAUCGGCUUCGUCAUGACAGCCGUAUUUUACUUCCCACCUCCCCGAGUCAACUCCAAUGGGCUGAGCAACAAGGAAAUCAUCUCUCAGAUUGAUUUCGUGGGCGGACUCCUCAGCGUUUCUGGGAUUAUUCUGUUCGUUGCUGGUUUAUUGUGGGGUGGAUAUCAGUAUACUUGGGAAUCAGCACAUACUCUGGUGCCCUUGCUAUUGGGAGCCGUCUUACUGAUCGCUUUCGGAUUCUGGGAGGUUUACGGAGCAAAAUACCCUAUGUUUCCAUCACGCCUAAAGCGAGAUCCGCGAAUCCUCGCCUUGACACUCGUCAUUACAUUCAUUUCCGGUGCCAACUUCUUCUCCGUUCUCCUCUUUUGGCCAACUCAAGCAUUUAACGUGUACGGUCACGAUGCCAUCGGCGUCGGUCUCCGCGGUCUUCCAAUUGGUUUCGGCAUCCUACUUGGUGCAUGUCUUGUCCUUGUACUUCUGUCGGUUUUCAAAGAGAUCAAAUGGCUUAUGCUUAUCUCUUCAAUCACGAUGACGGCAGGCUGUGGUGCUCUUGCCGCAGCCCGCACCGAUAAUUUACCUGCAGUUUAUGGAAUCCUCUGUGUUGCUGCUCUCGGAAUCGGAGGAAUCGUCGUGCCAGCCUCCAUUGUCACCACAAUUAUCUGUCCAGAUGACUUGAUCGCUACUAUCGCUGCCUUGACCCUCGCAAUCCGUGUCGUCGGCGGUGCCAUCGGCUACACCACUUACUACAACGUGUUGAUCAAGAAACUGACGCCAAUUCUAACGGAGAAGAUGAUCAAAGUAUGUGUCGAGAACCACAUUUUACUUCCAGACACAAUCAGACAAGCGGCCCUUCUCACCGGUGACAGUCUGAUCGAGGAUAUCCUGUACCUGCCAGGUGUAGAUGGAAAUGUCACGAUUUGGAAUUCUAUCGUUAGAGCGGGUCAAGAGUCUUAUGCUGAGGCUUAUCCGUGGGUGUACUAUUGCAGUAUUGCAUUUGGUGGUGUGAGUAUCAUUGCUAGUGCGUUCUUGGGUGACAUCAAGAAGUAUAUGGAUGAUCAUGUAGCGGUUGUUAUGCAUUAA
Molecule: messenger RNA, 1791 nt
Organism: Glarea lozoyensis ATCC 20868
Lineage: Eukaryota; Fungi; Ascomycota; Leotiomycetes; Helotiales; Helotiaceae
Product: MFS general substrate transporter
Exons: 3
Coding region: 1-1791 (596 amino acids)
Biological process (GO): transmembrane transport
Cellular component (GO): membrane
Molecular function (GO): transmembrane transporter activity
Source: RefSeq, a predicted model, not a curated record